UCGUCUCAAACAGAGCGUCACGUGUCGGCUUAUUAACUCCUAUCGUGCCCAAGCUUUGUCGGAACCUGCCACACUGCACGCGCCACACCUCCCGCCAUCAGGUACCACUGUCGUGACGCAGCGAGGGCUCCGCAGUGCUUCUCUUCCCUUCUCUCGACAUCUCCCAGUGUUUCCUGUUCGACUUUGGACACUGGACUUCAUUCUUGCUUUGUUGCAGGAGUAUUAUUCAGAAAUUUCAUCUUUGCUCGCCAUUUUUUUGCUGUCCCCAAAGAAAGAACUCGUCGACUCGAGCUUCAGCUGCUGCUGAAUCGACCGCCACCUUGCAACAAUGGCUUCCAUAUCUGUUGUCGUGAAGCAUCAGGGCAAGAAAUAUGAAGUAGAGGUCGAUCCCGAAUCGACAGGCUUGGACUUCAAGCUCCAGCUCUUCAGCCUUACCAACGUCGAACCCGAACGCCAGAAGAUCCUCAUCAAGGGUGGCCAGCUCAAAGAUGAAGCUGAUAUGAGCAAGAUGAAUCUCAAGGCCGGCCAAAGCAUCAUGAUGAUGGGCACGCCAGGAGGUGGCGCUGGAGACCUGGUCCGCCCGGCAGAGAAGAUCAAGUUUGUCGAGGACAUGACCGAGGCCGAGCAAGCCCAGCAAGCUGGCGCCACCCCUGCGGGCCUCAUCAAUCUUGGAAACACAUGUUAUCUAAACUCGACUCUACAGACGCUGCGUUCCAUCCCCGAACUUCAGACGGCCCUGACAACAUACAGCCCGGCGGGCAUGGCGCAGGCGGAUUUGGCUGCCCAGCUCUCCAAUCUAUACAAGAACAUGGGUAACACGCAAGACUCUAUCCAACCUUUGAGCUUCCUCUCGGCAUUGAGGCUCGUGUUCCCCCAAUUUGCCGAAAAGUCCAAGAGCGGCCCUGGAUAUGCCCAGCAAGAUGCUGAAGAGGCCUGGUCUCAGAUCGUUCAGCAACUGGGUCAAAAAGUCACAAUCAAGACGACCCCCGAUACACCCAGCAUUUCUUUCGUCGAAAAGUACAUGGCGGGAGAAUUCUCCUCAGUCCUUGAGUGCGAUGAGGAGGAGGCCCGAAAUGGUGGCGAACAGGCAAUUGCCUCUAGAGAUGCCUUUUACAAGCUCGACUGCCACAUUGACGCUCAAACAAACCACUUGAGAGAUGGCAUCUUGGCCGCAUUGAGUGAGAAGCUGGAGAAGAGAUCAGAGGUGCUCGGCCGAGAUGCCACUUAUACCAAAAAGUCCAAGAUCUCCCGAGCUCCCAAGUACCUCACUGUCCACUUUGUACGCUUCUUCUGGAAAAAGGAAACAAAGAAGAAGGCCAAGAUCAUGCGCAAGGUUACAUUCCCCCAAGAACUGGAUAUAGUCGAAUUCUGCUCAGACGAGCUCAAGGAGGCCCUGAUACCCGUCCGAGACAAGGUCCGUGAAGUUCGGAAAGAGGAAGAGGACAUUGAACGUGCCCGUAAGCGCCGGAAGAAGACCCACGACAAGGACAUGAGUGACGUCCCUGGCGGCGCGGGCCUGCCUUCGGAGAGGGAGCUGAAGCAGCAGAAGGAGAAGGAGGCAAGCAAACCAGGCCAGUCGCAGAAGACGGAUGAUGCCGACACUGUCAUGGGCGAGACUUUCAAGACGGAUGCCGAAGUUGAGGCGGAGAGCGAAGCUGCUCUUCUUUCCGCCAAGAAGGAGCUCAAUGCCCUGAUAAAUCCCGCUCUGCGUGAUGAUGACGGUGCCAACCAGUCAGGUCUCUACGAGCUCCGUGGCGUCGUCACCCAUCAGGGUGCCAGUGCCGACAGCGGCCACUACACAGCAUACGUCAAGAAGACGGGAACUGUGGAUCCAAAGACGGGCAAGAAGGAAAAGGAAGAUGGCAAUUGGUGGUGGUUUAACGAUGACAAGGUAUCUGAGGUGACGGUUGACAAGGUUGAAGCGUUGGCUGGCGGUGGCGAGUCCCACUCAGCCUUGAUCCUCCUCUACAAGGCGAUCCCUCUGCCUAGUGCCGAGGGUGUUGAGGAGUAAGUCGGCUAAACCUCCCGUAUACCGUUCUCCUCCGUUCUUGUUUUGUCACAGACGGGCAGGAAGACAAGGGAUUUGCAGAAUUGGGCGUUUGGGUCAGUUAUUACCACUUGGCGGAGAUGGGGCGAAGGAAGGUCGGAUUCUGUCUAUAGAACUGGUGAACUUUCUGGUCAAAGACACAUACCAUAAUGUAUAGAACAGAAUGCUCCAUGGACCAGAAAA
Molecule: messenger RNA, 2230 nt
Organism: Trichoderma harzianum CBS 226.95
Lineage: Eukaryota; Fungi; Ascomycota; Sordariomycetes; Hypocreales; Hypocreaceae
Exons: 2
Coding region: 329-2011 (560 amino acids)
Biological process (GO): regulation of proteasomal protein catabolic process; protein deubiquitination; proteasome-mediated ubiquitin-dependent protein catabolic process
Molecular function (GO): cysteine-type deubiquitinase activity; proteasome binding; protein binding
Source: RefSeq, a predicted model, not a curated record